This is a messenger RNA of Gilbertella persicaria, 1869 nucleotides long. RefSeq lists its product as uncharacterized. Gene Ontology annotation, molecular function: RNA binding. The record is from RefSeq and is a predicted model, not a curated record. Bases 15 to 1838 code for a protein of 607 amino acids. The transcript is spliced from 5 exons. Gene Ontology annotation, biological process: poly(A)+ mRNA export from nucleus. Gene Ontology annotation, cellular component: nucleus. NCBI's taxonomy places the organism in Eukaryota, Fungi, Mucoromycota, Mucoromycetes, Mucorales, Choanephoraceae.
GGAUCGAUCUCACCAUGUCAGAGAGCAAAGGUUUAUUCGCUAUGUUUGGUGGUGCACCCGCACCAGCACCUAUCAAGAAGGCAUCAGAUAUUAAGACAAAAGAAGAACUUGCUCGAGAAGCUGCUUUCGCUCUCACUAAAAAGAAGACGGAAGAAACCAACAGUGGUGGGGGCGCUUGGAAGACAGCUAGUAAACGAGGCUCCAGAGGUUUGGCCUUGAAAGCUAGAGCCAUGGGAAAGUCAGUUACUGUCAAGGAAAACAAAAAUACAAUUGCUGAUUUUGAUGAAGAAGAUGUUUCUAUGGGUGGUAUGGGUAAAAAGAAGAAGCGAUACACUCCUUAUGGUGGCCGAGGCAGAACAAGAUCUGCUAAUGCACCUAACCUCAAAAACAAUGUUGAUAAGCGUGUAGAUAUCUUGAUUACAGGUUUUGAAGCAGGUACUGAAGCAGGUGUUGUACCUUUUUUAGUCCAGAAAUCAAAAAAGAGCUGGGAGCCUGUGGAGGUAAAGUUGGAUCAAGGCCAAAUGCUCUUGACAGUCAACGAUCCAGUCAUUGCUCGCAUCCUUGUUCGCUUAGAUGGUUACAUUUUCGGUGCUCAACAGCUUCGUAUUCGUUUAUACGAACAUUCUGCAUUACCAAUGACACCUGUUGUCGAUGCCAACAAUAAGAAACUAGGCACCAUGGAUAUUUUGCGUAACUUUUUGUUAAGUCGUUGGCAUUCUGAGGCUCGAUACUUGAAUCUAGAUGACAUGAGUAACGAUCCCAUCUUGAAAAAAUCAGCCAUCAAACCACCUGGUGCUCCUGGCGCAAAUGCUAUUGUGGGUCCUGCCAUGAUGAAACUGGCUGGGGAAAUGUUUGAUGAUGUUAUCACUAUCUCUUUUGCUCGCAAUCAACUGAAGAAUGUUCAGCCUAUUUCAACUCUGGCGCAGUAUUUGCCUAAUAUACAAAACAUCUCGUUUCAAGACAACUUGAUGAAGGAAUACGAAAGUUUGGAAGCUUUGAGUGGCACAGGCAAGCUAAAGAAUUUGAAAGAACUCUUGUUGGCUGGCAACCCCUUGCGUAAUUCUGAAAUCAAACAAAGAGGAAAUGAUCGUGCUUAUGUUCGUAACAUUGUCAAGCGCUUCCCCUCAUUAAUCUUGUUGGACCAUUUUCCUGUCACGUUGUCGGAAUCGGAGGCUGCUUCUAUACAUAAGACGGGUCGUGUCUUGCCAUUAGAUAAUCAGCCCAACUUUUUCGAUAAUGAAAUCAGUCAAGCCGCUGCUGUUGAUUUCAUUACAAAAUACUAUGGUUGCUUUGACUCGAAUAGAGCUGUAUUGGCCCCUAUUUAUGAUGGUAAUGCUGUCUUUUCUGUAGUAUCCAAUGUUAAGCUACGAGCUCAACAAAAGCUGAGAAGAAAGGAAAAGAAGAAAAUGAUGGACGAUGAAGAAAAGUCGACCUGGUCUAGCAUAAGUCGAAACUUGAUAGGCAAGUCAAAGCGACAAGAAGGUAAAGGCCUUGUAGUAGGCCCUGAAGCUAUUGGAAGCACCAUUGUUCGAUUACCAUCUACUAUUCACGACCUUACGAAAACAGAAGAUUUUGUUGUUGAUGCUCACCAAACACCCGUUGGUUUAUUAAUCAAUUUACAUGGCGAAUUUAAAGAAGAAGAAUCUACACCACCUCUUUCUUAUGAUCGCACGUUCCUUCUUCGACCUGCUACACCUGAUUCACCUGCAAUGGCUGCUGGAUGGCCCUAUGUCAUUAUGAACGACAUGUUAUGCGUUCGUGACUAUGUAGGCAACCAAGGAUUCAAGCCUCAGGUAGUUGUACCUAAAAGUAUCUUUAUUCCAUCACCAGGUCCAUAAACACUCCAUUCUGCAUUUACUACAUUCCCAU